UGGAAGAGAGGGUGUGAAGAUGAAUUUCAUAGACAGGAUUUUUGUGGGUGAAUUAACCAGCACUAUCAUGUGCGAGGAAUGUGAAAAUAUUUCCACAGUAAAAGAACCCUUCAUUGAUCUUUCACUUCCUAUAAUAGAAGAAAGGACCUCAAAACCUGUUUGUUUUGGAAGGACAAGCAAAGGUAAACAAAUACAAGAAGCAGAUACUGAUCAAUUCAGCUGUUCUUCCAUAUCUGCUCUGACUAAUCAGCAAUCAAAAUUAUCUAGAAAGUGUUCAUUAACAAAGGAUAAGGUAAGAAUAUACCAGUAUGGACAUUUGUACAUGAAUUCAGAUGUUCUUCACAUAAAUUUCAUUGUUCUUUUUAAAAACCUGGAUUACAUAUUUUUAACUUGCAAUUUUAGGUCACAAGUGUUUGAAUGUACUUUAAUCACUGCUUUCAGAAAUCGUAGUACUGCAUUGAUUAAUUGGAAGAUUUUAAUAUAAAAGAAAUGAUUGUGACUGAAAUAUACAGUAUAUAAGAUUAUAUAUAAGAGGCUGAAUAUAUCUUAAAAUGAUAGAUUUAAAAUAUAGUUGUCAGCGUUCCAAGUAUCAUGCAGAAUUAAAUCAGAGUCCAAGGCAAAACUAUCCUUUUU
Thamnophis sirtalis is the source of this 633-nucleotide messenger RNA. NCBI's taxonomy places the organism in Eukaryota, Metazoa, Chordata, Lepidosauria, Squamata, Natricidae. The record is from RefSeq and is a predicted model, not a curated record.